AGCUAGAAGAAAAUGCAGCUCAAAAGUGCUUUUUUUCUCAGCAAGUCUGAACCAGUCAGCCUGGUGCCUCCUCCCUCCGGCUUGCACCCUCCCUCGCCGCGCUCCGGAGGAAUAUCCCAGCCUGCUCCAAAGCGCAGCCGAGCGCCCGGGGCAGGACGGAGGAGCAGAGGGGCCGGGAAGUUUGUGUGCCCGGGGCUGGCUGCCAGCUCCCGCUCUCCCGCACGGCUCCAGUGCCUGAAUUGCCCAGGAUGGGGUCCCCGCACUGGAAAAGGCUCUGCCUUCUGCUCCUGGCGGGUUUAACAUCCUCCCUGCUCCUCUACAGCCACUACCACGCUACGGUGGAGGCGCCCAGCAGCCCGAGGAUCAUAGCCAGCUUGCUGCAGCCAGGGCAGCUGGUCCUGGCUCCCUCGGGGACACCACAGGGAGCUGGCAGCCACAGGUGGGCUCUUGGAGGCAGCUUGGAGAGUGGGAAUUCCUUCAAGCCCUCUGCAGAGGUGGAGGAGCCAGAGCCCAGCAGAAAGCAGCCCAGCCCCUGCCUCCACUCUGUAAUGGCCAGAGCAAAGGCAGACCCCAAGUUUCGGGAGAUCUUCCACUUCAACACCCCCGUGCUGAUGUGGGACCAGCACUUCACCCUGGAGACCUGGAACAGGCUGAAGACACGACAUGUCCCCUAUGGCUGGCAGGGCUUGUCCCUCGCAGUGGUGGGCAGCACCCUGCAGCUCCUCAACGCCUCGGCCAACCGGCAGCUCUUCGACAGGGCCGCCUUCCCCGGGGGCUGCGUCCGCUGCGCCGUGGUGGGCAACGGGGGCAUCCUCAACGGCUCGCGGCAGGGCAAGGCCAUCGACAGCCACGACCUGGUCUUCAGGCUCAAUGGUGCCGUGAUCAAGGGCUUCGAGGAGGACGUUGGCACCAAGGUCUCCUUCUACGGCUUCACGGUGAACACCAUGAAGAACUCCCUCAUCUCCUAUGAGGAGUAUGGCUUCACCCAGGUCCCCCAGGGAAAGGACCUGAAGUACAUCUUCAUCCCCUCGGAUAUCCGGGACUACCUCAUGCUGAAAUCAGCCAUCCAGGGCAGCCCAGUGCCCGAGGGCUCGGACAAGGGGGAUGACCCACAGAAGUAUUUUGGACUGGAGGCAUCUGCAGAGAAGUUCAAGCUGCUGCAUCCUGAUUUUCUGCAGUACCUGACAGCAAGGUUCCUGCGCUCAGAGCUCCUCAACACCCAGUACAGCUCCCUGUACAUGCCCAGCACCGGCGCCCUCAUGCUCCUCACCGCGCUCCACACCUGCGACCAGGUCAGUGCCUACGGGUUCAUCACAGCCAACUACGAGCAGUUCUCAGACCACUACUACGAGGUGGAGAAGAAACCUCUGGUGUUUUAUGCCAACCAUGACAUGAUGCUGGAGGCAGCACUGUGGAGGAGCCUGCACCGUGCAGGGAUCAUCACCCUCUACCAGCGCUGAGGCUGGGAGGUUGCCCACAGGGCCAAGUCCAAGGACUCUUGUGUGGCUCUUCUCCUUUCUCCUGAGGGUCACCUUCUCCCUCCUGAGGGCUCUCCCCAGCUGGCCAGCCAGCCCACGGAGCAGGCUUGCUGCACCACAGCCAGCAGUGAUGUGAGGAUAACGGGGAAGCUGGUGCUGGUGGAGGAAUGUUGCAUCUCCUCAGGGAUCAGUGUGAUGGAACGUGGCCUUUGGGGCAGCCAGAAGCACCACAGCACGUGGCUGUGCCCUGCCAGCCCCAUGAAUGUGGCUUUGGGGCAGCAGUGGCCCCUGUGGAGCACAGGAGGGGCAGGGUGAUGCUGGAAGAGGAUGCUGGAAAAUGCCCUUCACUUUAAAUGCUCAUCACCAUGGUGGGACCACAGCAGGCAGGAUAAAUCCUUGCACUGGAGCUCAGGUGACAAGAGGUGACACGUCUGGAGAACACCUCUCUCCAGAAAGACUGCAAAGUCCCAGCUGUGUGUGGAUGUGUGCCACGUUCCAGAAGGAUCUGUUUGCCUCCCUGGUCAGUGGCACAGAGAGCAGGACAGAUACAGUGGGCCCUGUCACUUCCCCUUCUUGAGGUCUGGUGUUUUCUGACAAGGAAGAGGCUCAAAAGCCAUCAGCUCCAAGAAGGGUCACAGCAGCUCAGCCAGGACACCAGGAACACAUCCAGGCUGAGCAGCCCAGAGGUGACACUGGCCUCAGCCAUGUGUGUGUGGCACUGGCUUUGUCAGCCUUUUCUUGCACAGGAACUCUGUGGUGCCUCUGAGAGGCAGCCCCACACCAGGUGGGUCAAAGUGAUGGUCACUCCUAAUUUCCUUCCCCAAACCCCAAGGGAGAGGAGGGUCCUGAACCCUUCAGCUGUCCCUCAAACACCAGCACUGCUCAGGGAGACCCACCUGGGGAGGCUUCUCCAGCUGGUGGGGGCUGGAGACAGAGCAGUGUAAUCCAAGACACUUUCCCACUUUGUGUAAUUACAUAAAUGUUGAAUGAUUGUUUUCCCUAACACCUGUUUCUGUUCUUUUGGUGAACUGGGUGGGGUGAGACCCCCCUUUUACCUCCCACAGCAGAGGAGCAGUAAUAGGGAGUAGAGAUUUCAACUGGGGAGCAGCUCCAGAGGCAGAUAGGGAUUGAAACCAGUUUAAAUCAUGGAGACUCAAGACUUUUAGCUCUUAGCACAGCCCUUUUCCACUUGGAAUGCUAUUUACUGUACAAGGUUGGUGCACAGAGAUGGCAAAAGAUACCCUGGCCCUGAGCCAGGGAACCUCCAAACCCCCUGAAGCUCCAGCAGGCUGCUUCCAGCUGGUUCACAGACUCAGGUUAGGCUCCAAGCCUGUUCCAGAUGUAAUCUCUAGCCUGGGGCCCAUCUUGUGUUCCCACGUCUCAAAUAAACCUUUGUUCCCAUCAGAGCCACCCUACACUGGUACCACA
Messenger RNA from Agelaius phoeniceus (red-winged blackbird), 2906 nucleotides. It is a transcript of the gene ST6GALNAC2, whose product is annotated as ST6 N-acetylgalactosaminide alpha-2,6-sialyltransferase 2. Gene Ontology annotation, biological process: protein O-linked glycosylation. The record is from RefSeq and is a predicted model, not a curated record. Gene Ontology annotation, molecular function: alpha-N-acetylgalactosaminide alpha-2,6-sialyltransferase activity. Lineage: Eukaryota; Metazoa; Chordata; Aves; Passeriformes; Icteridae.